Anthostomella pinea is the source of this 669-nucleotide messenger RNA. The record is from the annotation of a GenBank genome assembly. Lineage: Eukaryota; Fungi; Ascomycota; Sordariomycetes; Xylariales; Xylariaceae.
AUGCAUCUCCAGAACAUCCUACACAUUGGCCUACUUGGUCUCCUCAGCCCCAGUCUCGGCCCUCACGAGGGUCUAGUUGCGGGUCGAGCUCUCGCAAGCACGAAAGCUACCUCGGAGGUAGAAAAGAGAGGGCUUGUAUCCAGCCGAGCUGUAAAAUGGACCCUGAAGCCCAAAGUCGACGAGAGCAAAGUCACCAACCAGAAGGUUAUCAACGCUGACUACUUGGACGGGCUGGCCGAGGAAGACGACGCCAGGGUCUUCAAGGCAGCCGUGGACGGUUUUGGUGACGUGUUGUUCAAAUACUUCGAUGACGAACUCGAGACGAACCUGAACACCGAGGUCGAAGCAUACAAGAAGAUUGAGGGCAAGGAGAUAGGCCCUCAGUUUGAAGCGAUCGUCACAAAGAAGGGCAAGCCCUUCGGAUUCCUGAUUGAGUUGCUUGACAGGGCAAGCAAGCCAACCAAGCAUGACAGGAAAGCCUGCAAAGACAAGCUGCAGGCUUUCCACGAUGUCGGGCUUCUUCAUGGAGACCCGAAUAUAGGCCAAUUCCUCAUGAUGAACGAGAAGUGCUAUAUUUUGGACUUUGAGUAUUCAAAGGAAUGCCACGAUGACGACAAGUUCAAGGAAGAGAUGAAAGAGUUGGACGAGAACUUCGACGAAUUAGACUAG